Rana temporaria (common frog) is the source of this 1627-nucleotide messenger RNA. RefSeq names its product FAM3 metabolism regulating signaling molecule A (gene FAM3A). The transcript is spliced from 10 exons. The record is from RefSeq and is a predicted model, not a curated record. Bases 300 to 992 code for a protein of 230 amino acids. Lineage: Eukaryota; Metazoa; Chordata; Amphibia; Anura; Ranidae.
UUCCGUUACGAAGCGCUUUGCGCUUGUUGUACACUGGCCCUUUGCGGCUUCCGUCCUCCCGGAGAGCAGAGUAGGUAGCUAGGACAGUACGUAGCCAGCCAAUAGCAGCCGGGAAUUUACCUCACCAAGACGACACACCGGGGGCAGGGAGCUGCUGCGGCCGAAGCUGCCGGGACUUCCGGCUAUGGUGGAGAAGGGAGGACGGCGGAGGGGUGCGCAGUGACCGUGUGUGUGAGGGUGACUCGGAGAGGGAGAUCGCCCAAAGUACCCGGGCAGGAGGCGUGCUUCUCAGCUACAUUAUGCGGUUAGCAGGUCCUGUUCGUAUUAUCGUGGUUCUCCUCACAGUGGGCUUGACAUGGAUUUUGGCAGGAGUUAUGCUGGGAGGGCAAGGUGGCUUCCCAAGAUUGCAGCAAAUUCUAGGUGGUCCUGAAGUGAGCACUACAGCUGACCCACGUCCUAGGAGGUUCAAGUGUGGCUUACCGCAGCCGUGUCCCGAGAAACAUUUCGCCUUCCGAAUGGUGAGCGGAGCAGCAAACGUCAUUGGGCCCAAGAUCUGCUUUGACGAUAAAAUGUUGAUGAGCAGUGUCCAAAACAACGUUGGCCGAGGCCUGAACAUUGCACUUGUUAAUGGAGUGAGUGGGGAGCUUAUUGAAGCCAAAUCAUUUGACAUGUGGGAUGGAGAUGUAUCUGAGCUGUUGAAUUUCCUGCGGCCAAUCCAUGAAGGCACACUAGUACUAUUGGCAUCUUAUGAUGAUCCAGCUACCAAAAUAACGGAGGAAGCUCGGAAGAUGUUCGCUGAGCUUGGAAGCUCUGUGUCCAAAGAGGUGGCAUUCAGGGAUAGCUGGGUUCUUCUCGGAGCUAAGGGAGUCCUAGAUAAAACUCCAUUUGAGCAGUUAAUAAAGAACAGUAAAAGCAGCAACAAGUAUGAGGGUUGGCCUGAGGCUGUGGAGCUGGAGGGCUGUGUGCCCCAACGUACUCAAGAAGUUGAAUAACAUACAGACUAGAUUGUGAUGGAAGAAGUGUAACCCAAGCGGGAUCUUGUGUACACUGGUGGAUUUUGCUAACCAGUUUUCUUCACAUUUGUACAUUGUUGGCCCAUAGCUGCCUAUAUAGUUUGCACAUUGUCCAGAUAUCGAUGCCACUUCUUUGAUUUUGUCCUCUCCAUACUGUUCAGAAGAGACAGUCUGCUUUCUGUUUGAGGAAUACAGAAUUAACCCUAACUUUUCUUCAGACUUUUUUGAAGAGGCUGCUCACCAAUCAAGAUCAGAGGCUGGAAGAUUGUAUUACUGAUAAUUAAACAUUUUUAUAUGCAUCUUAACUUUUAUCAAAGAUCUUAAUCCACAAAUUAGGAAAACCAAGAUAAGAGUUGAUGGAUCAGAUCUAAAACUAAUUUAAACUCCGCUACGCAAUCAAAAUGUUGUCUCCUACAUGGAACUGCUUUGUAUUUGGAGUUUACCCAGUUGUGUCAAGGCAUCAGAGCAGUGGCACAUUUAGUUUGAGGACACAUUAAAGAGGUAGGGGUCCUGAAUUUCAAGACAAUAAUGCUUACCAUAUUGGCAUGCAAAGGAAACCCUUCCCCUUUUCAAAUUGUCUUAGAUAUUUUAUUAAACAAUAGAAGUUAUUUAAA